Messenger RNA from Guillardia theta CCMP2712, 1704 nucleotides. RefSeq lists its product as hypothetical. Gene Ontology annotation, molecular function: tubulin binding; tubulin-glutamic acid ligase activity. Lineage: Eukaryota; Cryptophyceae; Pyrenomonadales; Geminigeraceae. The coding region runs from base 1 to 1704 and encodes 567 amino acids. The transcript is spliced from 13 exons. The record is from RefSeq and is a predicted model, not a curated record. Gene Ontology annotation, biological process: microtubule cytoskeleton organization; protein polyglutamylation. Gene Ontology annotation, cellular component: cilium.
AUGCUCUCUAGCCUGUCCGACGACCCAGCGCUCGACGUCCGCAGGCACGAGCACUUCCUGAGCCCCUCGGAGGGAGGGCGGAGGAGCUUCAGGGACCGAGCGAAGAUGGCGAUCCAGAGCAUCCUGAAGAGGAGCACACGGCGAAGAGCCGUCAUUGUGACCAGCCUGCCCCUCGACCACAGCGUCGGAGCCCUGCUGCAUGUGCUGGUGGAGAACGGGUUCAAGACCAAAUUCUGCCGGGAGGAGGUGAACUCCUGCCUGGCUCCUCCUCCGGACGGGCAGGUGGUGUACAGCUUCGCAUGGCUGAAGCGGGAGGGGCAUGAGCUGGCGGAGAGGGUGAGGGGGUCGGUGGUGACUAUCAACUCGUUCGGGGCCGGGUGGAAGAUGUGGAGCAGGCGAUCUCUGUGCUUGGCGAGCAGCAGGAACGCGCGCUGGUUCAACGGAUCCUCCGGCUACAUCGACUGGCAUCCCCCGUGUUUCAAUUUCCCUGCGCGGGCUGAGGACGUGUACAAAUUGAAGGGAUCGGAGAAACCCUGGAUCCUUCACAGUUCAAGUCAACCCAAGAAGACUUUGUUUCGGUCAGGUUCUGAGGCCAUCGAAAACGUACAAGUCGGCGUGUUGCAGGCAAAUACUGCCUGUCUAGCCUGCCUGCCUGCUGACAGCAAUGUGAAGGAGUACAUCUCAAGCCCGCUCCUGAUCUACGGCAAGAAGUUUAGCCUGAGAUUCUACGUCGCUGUCACGUCGUUGAACCCUCUGCGCUCCUACAUCUUUGACGACGCCAACGUUGCGCUUGCUCGUGAGGCCUUCUCGGGAGCGAGCGAGGAGGGGCACAGGACCUCGGAGGUGGAAGGAGACGCGAAGAUGAAGAGCGUGCUGGAGUACCUGAACGCGUCGGGACUUGAGGUCGGGGACCUCGAGAGGAAGAUCGAGGAGAGGAUCGCCGUUGCUGUGCUAUCCGCCUGCACCCUCCACUCGUCCCCUGUUGAUGGUGCUUCUCGCUUGCGACGCUUCAAGCUCCUGGCUGUACAUGUCUUGAUUGAUUCUUCUCUUUCCCCGUGGGUUGUCAAGAUCGACCCCUCCCCCAACCUCAACGUCCGCAGCAUCUCAAAACCAUCGGCGAAGCCACUGCAAAAGGCCUUCAGAAAGCUGCUGGCGGCACAGGAAGACCGCAAGAAAAUGUCCUGGCUGACUCGUUUCAACACCAUCAGACUUUUCUCGCGCAUGAGACAAACAGCCGAGAUGAAGGACGACGAGUUCACUCCAGGAACCAAACUUCGGGUCGACAUGCUGAGUGGACUACUGAAACUUCUCGACGUCCAUGGCAUCUCCCCGUCUCCUAAGAAGAGACUUACAGAGGAGCUGCUCUUGACCUCCCUUGAGAAGAAGAUCUCCUCCUGCGUCAACAAGUCCAUCGACGAGAUGACGUCCAAGAGCAGCGAGAGCAGCGCGAGGAAGCAGGUGUCAGGCAAGCAGAUCAGCGCCAUUGUAGCCUUCGAGCAAGAGAGGAGGAGGUUGAAGGGGCGGGGGGUGGCGAGCUUUGUUUCCCCGGGAGGGGGAUAUGCGGAAGAUUCGCAGGCAGGUGUCUUCGAGGAGGAAGGACCUGUUCCUGCAGUGGUGGAUCCUUCAUCAGAGGUCACGAUGUUUUGCGAGUGCGGGUCAAACUUGAUCAAGCUGUUAUGCUGCCUUUCCUUGUUUCAAGUAUGA